UAAAAGAGAUGCCAAAAAUAGGGUAGGCAUCUUGACCCUGGUCGCUGCCCUGGACAAAACUGCAGUCAUCCAGAGACCUCAGAGCGCGCAGAUGCGAACCGAGGCGACCCGGAGUGGCGGUUCCCGUGGUCUGUGAGAACAGUUUUCCUGUGCCGACCACCCUCGCCUUCUCCAGCUUGCAAUCCCGCCAGCGUCAGACUCGGAACAUGCUUGCCAAUUCAGCCAGUGUGCGGAUUCUCAUCAAGGGAGGCAAGGUGGUGAACGAUGAUUGUACCCACGAGGCAGACGUCUACAUCGAGAACGGCAUCAUCCAGCAGGUGGGCCGUGAGCUCAUGAUCCCCGGAGGGGCCAAGGUGAUUGAUGCCACCGGGAAACUGGUGAUCCCUGGGGGGAUUGACACCAGCACCCACUUCCAUCAGACCUUCAUGAACGCCACGUGUGUGGACGACUUCUACCAUGGGACCAAGGCGGCCCUCGUUGGAGGCACCACCAUGAUCAUCGGCCAUGUCCUGCCUGACAAGGAGACCUCCCUCGUGGAAGCCUAUGAGAAGUGCAGGGCUCUGGCUGACCCCAAGGUCUGCUGUGACUAUGCCCUCCAUGUGGGGAUCACCUGGUGGGCACCCAAGGUGAAAGCAGAGAUGGAGACACUAGUGAGGGAGAAGGGGGUCAACUCCUUCCAGAUGUUCAUGACCUACAAGGACUUGUACAUGCUUCGAGACAGUGAGCUAUACCAAGUGUUUCAUGCCUGCAGGGACAUUGGGGCGAUCCCCCGAGUCCACGCUGAAAAUGGGGAGCUCGUGGCUGAGGGUGCUAAGGAGGCUCUAGAUUUGGGCAUCACAGGCCCAGAAGGAAUCGAGAUCAGCCGUCCAGAGGAGCUGGAAGCCGAGGCUACUCACCGUGUCAUCACCAUUGCAAACCGGACUCACUGUCCCAUCUACCUGGUCAAUGUGUCCAGCAUCUCGGCUGGGGAUGUGAUCGCAGCUGCUAAGAUGCAAGGGAAAGUGGUGCUGGCUGAGACCACCAACGCACAUGCCACGCUCACAGGCUUGCACUAUUACCACCAGGACUGGUCCCACGCAGCCGCCUAUGUCACGGUGCCUCCUCUGAGACUGGACACCAACACUUCCACCUACCUCAUGAGCCUGCUGGCCAAUGACACGCUGAAUAUUGUGGCAUCAGAUCACCGGCCAUUCACCACAAAGCAGAAAGCCAUGGGGAAGGAAGACUUCACCAAGAUCCCACAUGGUGUGAGCGGCGUGCAGGAUCGAAUGAGCGUGAUCUGGGAGAGGGGAGUGGUUGGAGGGAAGAUGGAUGAGAACCGUUUUGUAGCUGUCACCAGUUCCAACGCAGCCAAGAUUCUCAACCUGUAUCCUCGCAAAGGCCGCAUCAUCCCCGGAGCCGAUGCUGAUGUGGUGGUGUGGGACCCGGAAGCCACAAAGACCAUCUCAGCCAGCACCCAGGUGCAGGGUGGAGACUUCAAUCUGUAUGAGAACAUGCGCUGCCAUGGCGUACCACUGGUCACCAUCAGCAGGGGGCGUGUCGUGUAUGAGAACGGCGUCUUCAUGUGUGCAGAGGGCACUGGCAAGUUCUGUCCUCUGCGGUCUUUCCCAGACAUUGUCUAUAAGAAGCUGGUGCAGAGAGAGAAGACCUUAAAAGUGAGGGGAGUGGACCGCACUCCCUACCUAGGGGAUGUCGCCGUUGUUGUCCACCCUGGGAAAAAAGAGAUGGGAACGCCCCUGGCAGACACUCCCACACGGCCAGUCACCCGGCAUGGGGGCAUGCGGGACCUUCAUGAAUCCAGCUUCAGCCUUUCCGGUUCUCAGAUUGAUGACCAUGUUCCAAAGCGGGCCUCAGCCCGGAUCCUCGCGCCCCCUGGCGGCAGGUCGAGCGGUAUUUGGUAAAGGCUCUGACCAGCACCCCCAAGUGAGGCUCUCUUCCACCAUCACCCACCUGCGCACCUUCCGGCCACGGCUGCAGUGGGUGGGAGAGGCUGGGCAGGGCAGCGCACUAGCAGUGGGGGCUCCAGGAAGCGGAGAGCCCUCCCCUUUGUCUGAACAUGAUUCACGGGGCUUUGACCCGCCCCUAACGGCACUUUGAGCGGUCCCUUCCUGCUCUGCUCCUUCCUUCCUUCCUUCCUCGGCCCCCCGGGCUUUCUCUGGGCCCCAGAGACCACACUAUGCACAGCACCGGAUGCAUAGCGCCUGGCCCCGCCCCCCCUCUCACCACCACCUCCAGUGCUGGCUCUGGGAAGGCCCGGACUUUAGUGCCCUGCCCUGCUGCCCACCCAGACAGGUGUCCAGAGCACUUUAGCAGAUGUGUUUUUAUAAGGGCGGGCCUUCCCCACUCUCCCCUGAGGUCCCAUGGUGACAUUUCCCAAGUCAGACAGGUGUCAGCUCCCCAGCCAUGCCCAAGAUGUCCCGUCUCUCCCGACUCACCCGUAGCCCUGUGUGGGUCCAGUGGGGACACCCUGGAUGUGGCUGUGGUUGGGACACCCUGUGCCCUUCGCUAGCCUCUUUCCACUUCCCACCCACACCCUCUGGGAGUCUCAGGGCCCCAGAAGGGUAGCUGGGUGGGCAUGGGGCUGGUGCCAGGCGCGUGUAAAUGGUUUUGUUUUGCACGUUCGGUUUGCGAAGUGGUUUCGUUUGACUUGUUUGUGCACCCUGUGGAAAAUAACGGUGCUUCGUGUCACUAGCAUAGCAUAGAAUCGGGAAUAGAUUUGGUUCUUAGGAGAUGCUGCACUCACCACCAACCAGACAGUACAGGGCAGCGGCGGGGGCAGGCUGUGCCCCUGGCCCCUUCCCUCCAAUCCAGGGUCCUUUCUGCUACCGGAAGCCCUGGACCAUGCCUCCCCUGUACCACAUCCCUGCCCCUUACCGCCCCCUCCUACCUUCCUGCAUUCAAAUAGUCCUGGGUGCUGACCCUGGGAACCUUCAGGCAGCUAGGUGGCCCCUCUCUCAUCUCUGCUCCUGAUCAUGCCCAGCACUAACCCCACACCCAUACCCUCACACCCCUACACAGCUUCCCAUAACUUUCCCCUGCUGGUCAAGGCCUAGCUACUCCUCCUGUGUGACUAGCAAGAGGCCCCAUACCUGCUGAGAGAGGGGGAGAAGGGGAGGCUUCACCAGCCAGCCACCAGGGAAGGGGCUUCAGCACACGAGGUCUAGCUGUAGAAUCCACCCCACUGCACAAGUCCUGUAGGAUCCUGCACUCAACACUGCGCUCCUGACCACUACUGGCUUGGCCUGCCCUGUCUCACAAGCUCCUUGGAGGCUCUUAUACGUGGCUACACAGUCGGAGAAGCGGCCCAGCUGUUGGCCUUUGAUAAGCCUCAUUUUCCUCUUGGGGAGUGAUCUCCCUUUUGUCUGAGCUCCCCCAAACUUGCCAGAGGCCCCAGAGAUCUUGGCAUCCACCCCUGCACAUUUUGGGGUGCUUUGGGCGCAUCAAAGCGCUUGGAACGCCUAUUACUCUCCCCCAUUGUACAGACAAAAAGAAAAACAAAAAAAGCCCAGAGGCCCUAUAUUGGUGAAAUU
Molecule: messenger RNA, 3530 nt
Organism: Onychomys torridus (southern grasshopper mouse)
Lineage: Eukaryota; Metazoa; Chordata; Mammalia; Rodentia; Cricetidae
Gene: Dpysl5
Product: dihydropyrimidinase like 5
Exons: 13
Coding region: 207-1901 (564 amino acids)
Cellular component (GO): cytoplasm; cytosol
Molecular function (GO): hydrolase activity, acting on carbon-nitrogen (but not peptide) bonds, in cyclic amides
Source: RefSeq, a predicted model, not a curated record